CUUCCUUCCUCCCAGUCUGCAAUUGCUGCUUCCUCCUCCCAAAACCCGGAAGGCUGCCACAGGUCGGGUCGAUCUCCAUUGAUUUCAGGAGCUGCCCUGAGUUGGUUUCUUGUGUACAUGACAAACAGAAGAGCGUGAUGAAUAGCUUCUAUGCUGGAUGCUUUUCAUUUGAGACUGGCUCCUGAUAUGUCAAGCUGGUUGAAAACAUUCCUGCAGAAACCCAAGAAAGGUCCAAAACCUUCAGGAAACAAUGCUACUGAAUCUUCAUCAUCUUUCCCUUCACCCCUUGCGGCAAGAAGCUCUUGCACUUCGGCCAGUGGCUUGAUACCCAGCCCCAAACAAGCUUCCCCUGCCUUUUUGGUAAGCACAAACAGUGCUGACAGCAUCCGCUGGAGCAAACCCUAUGAUGUGUGCAUCUGCCACAAUGAAGGGGACCUCGAUUUUGUGGAACAGCUGGUCUCCUAUCUGGAGAGCCAGCCUGAACGCUUCCGCUGCUUUCUUCAGCCAAGAGACGCUGUACCGGGGGGCGCCGUUGUGACAGAGCUCUGCGACGCGGUCCAGAACAGCCACUGCUGGGUGCUGCUCAUCACCCCCCACUUCCUCACGGAUCCCUGGUGCCGUUACCAGAUGCACCACGCCCUGACCGAAGCCCCCAUGGCAAACGGGCGCACCAUCCCUGUGCUGAAAGACCUGAACCGCAAGGACUACCCCAGAGAGCUCCGGUGCAUCUACUACAUCAGUGUGGCCAUCUGGGAGACCAGCUUCAAGCAGAUCAAAGAGACGCUGAUCCGUUAUCUACAGGAGCUCGACCAAAAUACAAGCAGAAGAGACUAACUUGGGCCUGAAUGGAAGGAAGUUUGUAUCUGAUGAAGCCUUCAAUGGGACUGAUUGGUCUUACUGUGCAAGGCCUAGAUUCAUGGGCAAACUUGGGCCCUCCAGGUGUUUUAGACUCCAACUCCCACAAUUCCUAACAGCCAGUAGGCUGUUAGGAAUUGUGGGAGUUGAAGUCCAAAACACCUGGAGGGCCCAAGUUUGCCCACUCCUUUUCUAAUUCACUCACAGAUUGUCUAAUAGGCACUAAAUAAAGAAUGUUUUUCAAAUAGAAGGCUGAAAAGUAACAA
This is a messenger RNA of Anolis sagrei ordinatus, 1121 nucleotides long. RefSeq names its product TIR domain containing adaptor protein (gene TIRAP). The record is from RefSeq and is a predicted model, not a curated record. NCBI's taxonomy places the organism in Eukaryota, Metazoa, Chordata, Lepidosauria, Squamata, Anolidae. Gene Ontology annotation, molecular function: Toll-like receptor 4 binding; Toll-like receptor 2 binding. Gene Ontology annotation, biological process: positive regulation of tumor necrosis factor production; positive regulation of canonical NF-kappaB signal transduction; toll-like receptor 4 signaling pathway. Gene Ontology annotation, cellular component: plasma membrane; cytoplasm.